AUGGCCGCAUCUUCUCCAACCGAAACCCUAAACCCUCCCUCAACCCUCACUAACCAUCUCCAAACCAACGGCCAAGACUCCUCGGACAAACCGACUCAACAACCUUCGAAUAUUCAAUCAGCGGACUUAAUCGAACCAUCCCAGAAACGAAAGCGGGUGGACACACCAGAAGACAACCCAGAAGGGCCCAAAAGUUCUCUUCAUCCUCUGUGGAAGACAAGCCUCUGUUCGUACUUUAGAAGGUCGAAUGGGUCGUGUAGCCACGGUGAGUCGUGCCGGUACGCCCACGGCGAGGGGGAGCUCCGGCAACGGGCCGAUGGCACGUGGGACCCGACUUCGGAGAGGGCUAAGGAGAUGUUGAAGACGGAGAAUGGAGAGAGAAUUGAAGGUACAGGAGAGUCGGUGUUGAGAGAGAAUGAUGAGGUGAUGAUGACGGAGGCAUUCGCGGAGGAGUCCUGUUCGGAGCCGGCGUUGGCCAAGUGCUUGGUGAAUCUUCCGAUGAAGUGGAGUUCUGACAAUUUGAGGAGUUUUCUUGGUGAACAGGGAAUUCUCUAUAAAUCAGCCAAGAAAAAGAAAGGCAUGAUUGUAGGUUUUGUGAGUUUUGAAAAUGCUGAACAAGUGAAAAGCGGAGUGGAGGAAAUGGACGGAAAAUUUGUUGGCAACAAGAAGUUAAAGGUUGCAGAUGUCACCCCCCGACCAUUUGAGAAGAAAAAUAAAGUGCCGUUACCUCCCGCAUAUGGCACCCAACAGAACCUGAAACCAGCAACUGCUAGUGACAGUGCGGACGUCUCUGAAUCUUUAAGUGGGUUUGAAGAUGAUGAUCCAACUAAUGACAGUUUAAUGCCUGGCAGUUCAGAUCUAAAGGGUAGAAGUACUCGGAAUGCACGUAAAGCUUGUCCAAAUGGUGUUUCACUUCCAGAAUGGAUCCUAAAAUCUAGAGAAAUAGGUGGUCUUCCAUGCAAUCUAGAGGGUAUACUUGAAUCCCCACAAGUGAAUGGAUACCGUAACAAGUGUGAAUUCUCUGUUGGAUACUCUCUACAGGGCAAACCUACUGUUGGGUUUUUGCUUGGCAAUUUCAGGGAGGGGGUAACAGCUGUUGAAGAGCCUGUCAACUGUCCCAAUGUUUCUGGGAUUGCUUGCAAAUAUGCUGCAAUUUUUCAAGAAUUUCUACAGCAUUCGGGCUUGCCUAUUUGGAACAGAUUGAAUAAUACUGGAUUCUGGCGGCAACUAACAGUUCGUGAAGGAAGGGCGCCAGCCAAGGGUACUGGGAUUGAAAGUACUAGGGCCGAUACUGUAGAGGUCCUGCUAAUGGUACAG
Messenger RNA from Ilex paraguariensis (yerba mate), 1317 nucleotides. NCBI's taxonomy places the organism in Eukaryota, Viridiplantae, Streptophyta, Magnoliopsida, Aquifoliales, Aquifoliaceae. The record is from the annotation of a GenBank genome assembly.